This is a messenger RNA of Girardinichthys multiradiatus, 929 nucleotides long. Its product is annotated as glutathione S-transferase A-like. The transcript has 6 exons. The record is from RefSeq and is a predicted model, not a curated record. Lineage: Eukaryota; Metazoa; Chordata; Actinopteri; Cyprinodontiformes; Goodeidae. The coding region runs from base 72 to 743 and encodes 223 amino acids.
GAGCCUUCCAGACUCACUCCUCCCUCUCCCUCUUGUCUUUCUGCUGGGAAACAACUGCUUACUCUGAAGCUAUGGCCAAGGACAUAACUCUAAUGUGGGGCGCUGGCUCUCCUCCCUGCUGGAGGGUCAUGAUCGCUCUGGAGGAGAAGAACCUGCAGGGCUACAAAAGCAAGCAGCUGUCCUUUGAAAAAGGGGAGCAUAAGUUGAAGGAAGUCACUGACAUUAAUCCCAGGGGUCAGCUUCCUGCCUUCAAACAUGGAAACAUUGUCCUGAACGAGUCCUACGGUGCUUGCCUGUACCUGGAGGACCAGUUCAAGUCCCAAGGAAACAAGCUGAUACCUGACAACAAAGCAGAAAGUGCACUGAUGUACCAACGGAUGUUUGAGGGGCUCACGCUUUUCCAGAAAAUAGCGCAAUCUCUCUUCUACACGCGGUUUGUCCCAGAGAACGAGAGGCACGACUCGGCCGUGAAGAGAAACAGAGAUGACUUGAAGACUGAGGUCAAACUGUGGGAGGGAUACCUGCAGGGAACAGGUCCUUACCUUGCUGGAAAGAACUUUUCUCUGGCUGAUGUCAUCGUCUUCCCAGUGAUCGCUUUUCUCUUCCGCUUUGGUUUGAAUGAGGAGCACUACCCUAAACUGGCAGCUUACCACAACACUGUGAAGGACAGACCCAGUAUCAAGAACACCUGGCCUCCUAAUUGGAAGGACACUCCCGGACAGGAUGCUCUGAAGGACUUCUAAGUUUCAAACUAAAUGUUGUUUUUGUGUUCAAUUUCUAACUACAUCUUCUGCUACUGUGCAGGUUUACAUUUAAAAAAAGACAGAUUAUUUACUUUUACUGUUAGGUGCUUUGUGUUACCAUUUAUAUGUGAUGUCUUCUAAAGAUGUGUCUGCUGUGAACCACAGAAUAAAUAGCACUGAAAUUCA